AUGAGCGCGGCCGCCAUUUUACACCAUCCAGAGUGGAGGAGCGGAGCCGGACCCUACACCGGGGGAGACGCACACUUUUCUCCUUUUUUACAACACACUUCCUUCAGAAAUAACCCAUACCACACACCUUAGUUGAUCCGUCGGCAGAUUUCUGGAGACAUGGCCACAGAACAUGUAAAUGGAAAUGGUACAGAAGAAGCCAUGGACACCACUGCUGCAGUUACCCAUUCUGAACACUUCCAGACUUUAUUAGAAGCUGGUUUACCACAGAAAGUUGCUGAAAAACUAGAUGAAAUUUACAUAGCAGGCUUGGUAGCGCACAGUGACCUAGAUGAAAGGGCUAUUGAAGCUUUGAAAGAAUUUAAUGAAGACGGUGCACUGCAAGUUUUACUCCAGUUUAAAGAGAGUGAUCUGUCACAUGUGCAAAACAAAAGUGCCUUUCUGUGUGGAGUAAUGAAGACUUACAGACAGAGGGAGAAACAGGGGACCAAAGUGUCAGAUUCCAGUAAAGGACCAGAUGAAGCAAAAAUAAAAGCUCUGCUGGAGAGAACCAGCUACACGCUGGACGUGACGACGGGCCAGCGGAAGUACGGCGGUCCUCCCCCGGAAUCUGUGUACUCAGGCGUGCAGCCAACAAUCGGUACAGAGAUUUUUGUGGGCAAAAUUCCGAGAGAUCUGUUUGAGGAUGAGCUGGUACCCCUGUUUGAGAAGGCGGGGCCAAUUUGGGACCUGCGCCUGAUGAUGGAUCCCCUCAGUGGGCUGAACAGGGGCUACGCCUUCGUCACUUUCUGCACUAAAGAGGCCGCUCAGGAGGCAGUUAAACUGUGUAAUAACAAUGAAAUUCGACCUGGCAAACACAUUGGAGUCUGCAUCUCGGUAGCCAAUAACAGACUGUUCGUCGGCUCCAUCCCCAAGAGCAAAACAAAAGAACAGAUUGUAGAGGAGUUCGCUAAAGUCACAGAGGGUCUUAAUGAUGUCAUACUGUACCAUCAGCCGGAUGAUAAGAAAAAGAACAGGGGCUUCUGCUUCCUGGAGUACGAAGACCACAAAACAGCGGCCAUGGCGCGGCGCCGGCUGAUGAGCGGCAAGGUGAAGGUGUGGGGCAAUGUGACGGUGACGGUGGAGUGGGCCGACCCCAUCGAGGACCCCGACCCCGAGGUGAUGGCCAAGGUGAAAGUUUUGUUUGUGCGGAACCUUGCGAGUACUGUAACAGAAGAAAUACUUGAAAAGGCCUUCAGCCAGUUCGGGAAGCUGGAACGAGUGAAGAAGCUGAAGGAUUACGCCUUCAUCCACUUUGACGACAGGGAAGGCGCUGUGAAGGCUUUAGCAGAAAUGAAUGGAAAAGAGCUGGAAGGAGAGCACAUCGAAAUAGUGUUUGCAAAACCCCCAGAUCAGAAGAGGAAAGAGCGCAAGGCUCAGAGACAAGCGGCCAAAACUCAAAUGUAUGACGAUUACUAUUACUACGGCCCCCCUCACAUGCCGCCUCCCACGAGAGGCCGAGGCAGGGGCGGCAGCCGGGGCGGCUACUCCUACCCCCCUGAAUACUACGGCUACGAAGAUUACUAUGAUUACUAUGGCUAUGAUUACCACAAUUACCGUGGCGGAUACGAGGACCCCUACUACGGCUACGAUGAAUUUCAGGUCCCCAGUAGAGGAAGAGGGGGCCGGGGCGCGCGGGGGGCCUCCCCCGCCCGGGGCCGCGGGGCCGGCGCCGGCGCUCCGCGGGGAAGGGCCGGCUUCUCGCAGCGGGGUGGGCCCGGAUCGAGCCGAGGGGCGCGUGGUGCCAGAGGAGGCGUGCAGCAGAGAGCCCGCGGGGUACGUGGUGCGUGGGGUGGCCGCGGUGGAAGUGUAGGAGGCAAGCGCAAAGCUGAUGGGUACAACCAGCCAGAUUCCAAGCGGCGCCAGACCAAUAAUCAGAACUGGGGCUCUCAACCCAUUGCUCAGCAACCGCUCCAAGGUGGUGAUCAUUCUGGUAACUAUGGUUACAAAUCUGACAGCCAGGAGUUUUAUCAGGAUUCUUUUGGGCAACAGUGGAAGUAGAACAGUAGGGCUUCGGUUGCAAAAAAAAAAAAAAAAACUUUUUUUUAGAGACUCGAUCUGAACCUGUUUGGCCCUAAAUCUGAACGAAUGGUUGCCUUUUUUUAAUUGGUGACAUCUGGCAAGAUUUCACUUUUGUAUAUAUUUUUUAACAAUCCGCUUGGACUUGAACAGUAGUUAUACACUCCCACCUGUUUCUGGCGAACUGGUUUUAUUAUUUUUAAUUUGUUUGAAUCAACCUCACAUUUUGAAAUUUCAAGAUUUGCAUUAAUGUGGUUUAAGCUUGGUCUGUUUGGCCAUAGCAUCAUGUAUAUGUUAAUAGAAAUUUUGGUCUCCAUGUUUUAAGUAGGUUAG
This is a messenger RNA of Megalops cyprinoides (Indo-Pacific tarpon), 2391 nucleotides long. RefSeq names its product synaptotagmin binding, cytoplasmic RNA interacting protein. Gene Ontology annotation, cellular component: ribonucleoprotein complex; CRD-mediated mRNA stability complex; nucleus. NCBI's taxonomy places the organism in Eukaryota, Metazoa, Chordata, Actinopteri, Elopiformes, Megalopidae. The record is from RefSeq and is a predicted model, not a curated record. Gene Ontology annotation, biological process: CRD-mediated mRNA stabilization. The transcript is spliced from 11 exons. Gene Ontology annotation, molecular function: mRNA 5'-UTR binding. The coding region runs from base 160 to 2040 and encodes 626 amino acids.